Molecule: messenger RNA, 827 nt
Organism: Neoarius graeffei (lesser salmon catfish)
Lineage: Eukaryota; Metazoa; Chordata; Actinopteri; Siluriformes; Ariidae
Product: E3 SUMO-protein ligase ZBED1-like
Exons: 2
Coding region: 102-530 (142 amino acids)
Molecular function (GO): protein dimerization activity
Source: RefSeq, a predicted model, not a curated record
AGUCCCUGUUUUCUCUCGCCACAGUCUUGGACCCAAGGUAUAAGGACUGCUAUUUUGACCAAGCAACAAAAAGGGAAGCAAUAGAAGCAUUGAAUGAUAAAAUGAGAUGUGCAGCACCAGCAAAAGAUGUAGAAGAGCCAAAGGAGAAGAAAACCAAGACAACAACAGAUGACAACAACAAUGUUUCCCUGCUGACAAUGUAUGAAGAAAUCCUUCAAGAAAACAACACAAAAGAGCUGAACCAAAGCAAAACAGAUCAGCAGAUAAAAGCCUAUCUCUCAGAGCCCACAAUUCCUCGAUCGGAGAGCCCCAUGGACUACUGGAGAAGCAACAAAGCCCGGUUCCCAGAACUUGCCUCACUCGCACGGAAGUACCUGUCAGCGCCUUGCACAAGCAUAGACAGUGAACGUUUAUUUUCUGCCGCUGCAAAUGUUAUCGAUGAAAAACGAAACCGACUUGGAUGUGACAAACCAGAGAUGCUGCUGUUUGUCAAGAAAAAUCUCCCACUGAUGCCCUCACCUAGAAAAUAGAAAAGACAAUGACAAGUCCAGAUUAAGAAAUGUUGAGAAGAGACAGGAAAUAAUUAAAGUUUUAUUAUUAUUAUGAACAAAAGUUUUUUUUUUUUUAUGAUGCAGUCAAAGCAUUAAUCAUUGAGUUUGCACUUUAUUUGAUUACAUUUAAAAAAAAAAAAGAAAAAAGGAAACUUGACUUGAAUAUUCCUACCGCAAGGGAUGCACUUUUUUUGUUAAAAUGGAGUGGUGUCUUGCUACGUUAUUGUUAUAUAUAGCAAAUGACCACAUUUUGUAAGGAAAUGAAAAUAAACAUUU